GUGGAACAGUUGCAACACUCCAGUGAGAAAUGGUGACUUUAUACCUCCACAAUCUAAAAUCCUUCGUGAGGACCAGAAUCACAACAUGUAUGUGACAGGAUGCACGGAAGUAGAGGUGAAAUCUACAGAAGAAGCUUUUGAAGUGUUUUGGAGAGGUCAGAAGAAGAGGCGUAUUGCAAACACUCAGCUGAAUCGAGAAUCUAGUCGCUCUCACAGUGUUUUUAUAAUAAAGUUGGCUCAGGCACCCUUGGAUGCAGAUGGAGAUAACGUGCUACAGGAGAAAGAACAGAUCACGUUAAGCCAACUCUCUUUAGUUGAUCUGGCUGGAAGUGAAAGAACAAACAGAACAAAAGCUGAAGGGAACAGGCUGCGAGAAGCAGGUAAUAUUAAUCAGUCACUGAUGACAUUAAGAACAUGUAUUGAAGUUCUACGAGAAAACCAGAUGAAUGGAACAAAUAAAAUGGUUCCAUACAGAGAUUCCAAACUGACUCAUCUCUUCAAGAACUAUUUUGAUGGUGAAGGAAAAGUGCGUAUGAUUGUGUGUGUUAAUCCUAAAGCUGAGGACUACGAGGAAAGCUUGCAAGUCAUGCGCUUUGCAGAAAUGACGCAGGAAGUUGAAGUUGCGAGACCCGUUGACAGACCCCUCUGUGGCUUAACGCCAGGACGGCGCUUUAGGAAUCAGGCCUUCCGAGAGGAGCUCUCAAGGAAACUGGAGAUGAGGGGUGGUCCCAUAAAUGGAGAAACAGAAGAGCAAUCUGUUUCAGAAAUGUUUUUGCAGAACUUUCCUCCCUUGCCUUCAUGUGAGCUAUUGGAUGUUGAUGAUGAUCAAACACUUCCAAAGCUUAUUGAAGUCCUGGAAAAACGCCAUAAACUACGACAAAUGUUGUCAGAGGAGUUUGCCAAAAAUGUGCUUGCGUUUAAAACCGCGCUGAAAGAAUUUGACUCCAGCAUUGUAUCCAAGGAAAACUAUAUUCAAGGAAAACUCUCUGAAAAAGAGAAAACAAUAGCAGGACAGAAAACGGAGCUAGAACGCCUAGAGAAGAAAAUUAAAACUCUGGAAUACAAGAUUGAGAUUUUAGAAAAAACUGCAACAAUUUAUGAAGAAGACAAGCGUCACCUUCAGCAAGAACUGGAAAGCAAGAGCCAGAAAUUGCAACGUCAGGCUUCUGACAAGCGGAGGUUGGAGGCACGAUUGCAAGGCAUGGUGGCAGAAACAACCGUGAAAUGGGAGAAGGAGUGUACCGCAUGGUUUUCUUCACUUGUCUCUGUUCGUGUAGCUGCAAAACAGCUGGAAAUGCAGAACAAACUUUGGGUCAAAGAUGAAAAACUGAAGCAACUGAAGGCCAUUGUCACUGAACCAAAAAAUGAAAAGCCAGAGAGGCCUUCGAGGGAGAGGGACAGAGAGAAGCCUGUUCAGAGAUCAGUGUCUCCUUCACCAGUACCUAACGCACCUCCAGUUCGCCUCAGACACAGACGCUCGCGCUCAGCUGGGGAGAGAUGGGUAGAUCAUAAACCACCUUCUAAUCUGCCCACUGAAACAGUCAUGCAGCCACAGGUCCCUCAUGCCAUCACGGUGGCGGCUGCGAGCGAAAAGGCACUAGCUAAGUGUGACAAGUAUAUGCUGACGCACCAGGAGCUAGCCUCUGAUGGGGAGAUUGAAACCAAACUAAUUAAGGGUGAUGUUUUCAAAACCAGGGGUGGUGGACAGGCUGUGCAGUUCACAGAGAUAGAGACUCUGAAGCAAGAAUCUCCAACUGGCCGAAAGCGAAGAUCAUCCCCUUCCCAUCCUGACCCACCCGAGGAUGCUGCAGACUCUGAAUGGACUGAUGUAGAAACCAGAUGUUCUGUGGCAGUGGAGAUGAGGGCAGGAUCAGCUCUUGGACCUGGAUAUCAGCAUCAUGCUCAGCCCAA
Antrostomus carolinensis (chuck-will's-widow) is the source of this 1911-nucleotide messenger RNA. RefSeq names its product kinesin family member 23 (gene KIF23). Gene Ontology annotation, biological process: microtubule-based movement; mitotic spindle midzone assembly. The transcript is spliced from 15 exons. Lineage: Eukaryota; Metazoa; Chordata; Aves; Caprimulgiformes; Caprimulgidae. The annotation marks the transcript as partial. Gene Ontology annotation, cellular component: nucleus; kinesin complex; microtubule. The record is from RefSeq and is a predicted model, not a curated record. Gene Ontology annotation, molecular function: ATP hydrolysis activity; microtubule binding; ATP binding.